AGAGCCCAGCCCAGCACGGUCUCCGGGGAUGUAGCUGGUGGGACAGUGAGCAGAGGGCUGGGCCCUGUGCCUGGGGACUGUGGCCUGGAGGCUGAGCAGGAGCUGAGGAGGGGACCAGAGGGACAAGGCCCCUAAGCUGGCCACCAUGGCCAGACUCUGAGUGCAGGGGAGGUGAGGGGCCUGCGUGUGCCUUAUCUUCCCAGACACACUGGAUCCUUCUUGUCCUCUGAUCAAGGGAAAGACAAACGACCUGGAUGGACCACAACUUUGCUCCUGCUCCUCCAGAGAUGCAGUCGCAUGGAGCUCCAGGCCCGGGAACCUCCUUCUCCCAUAGCCAUGUGCUGGGGCGCCCUAUCCGCCCCUCGAGACUCCCUGGAGGAGGGUCCCCCCUCACCCCCGUCCUCAGGAAGACCAUCCAUCUGGAUACCUUCCCCCAAAGCCAUAUCCCACAGACCUCCAGCCGGCUGGGCCUUGGAGCCAGGACCCGGAGUGUGCCCCCACAGGAGACGGGCAUCGCUCUGGGGGCUUCCUUGAGCCCCCUGCCCACCAGCAGCCUUGUACCCAGGAAGCUCAGCUCCAUCUCCUUGACUCUCCAUCAGAACAGCCAGGCACGGUCCCUGGAUCGCCCACUUUCUCACUGGGAAGAGUUGCCUACCCCAGGAAAGAAGGCUGCUCCCCAUGAAGGAGGGAGGGUGUCCUCGCCAGGCUCGCCACCUGUGACCCUAGUGCCAGGGGGCAGGGUCCACUCUGAGGGCCCAGGGAACCCAGGUCUGACCAAAUCCAACAGGAUGCUUGCCACGGAGAAGCCCCUGGUGAGUUCCUACCUAGCCUUACCUUUCCAAUCCCGGUUAGCCCAGAGUGCACCAGUCCUUGCAGAGCCAGGCUCGUUGGGCCAGGGGCACCUUGUCUCAGUGACUGACCACAUGCCUACCAGAGCUUCUCCAGGAAAAGGCAAGCCCCGGGCCAGGGGGAUCCCCAGACCCCGGGGGCGUCUCCAAAGGGCCAACACGACUGUGAAUUUGACUGCUAUGGACACAAGGACAGACGCAGCCAGACAUUUAGCCACAAUGGCCACCAACAGACCUAGCUUGGCUAUCAAUUUAGCCACACCAAACACAUCCCAACUGGACACAGGCACAGAGUUCCCUGCCCUGGAUAUCAAGCUGGGCACAGCCAGAGACUUGUCUUCGGUAGGGACAGUCAAGUCAGGCAAAACCGUGAACUUGGCUACAGCAGGCACAAUCAAGCCGGGCACAGCCAUGAAUCUGACUACAGUUGGGACAACCAAGCCAGGGAUGGUCAUGGAUUUGAUAGCCUCAGAACCAGACAAGCUGGGCAAAGCCAUGGCUACAAGAAGCACAGCCAAACCAGAUAUGACCACAGAGGGUAUAGCCAUGGAUUCAGCAACAUCAGACCCAGUCAAGCCGGACACAAUCACAGCUACAGUGGGCACCAGUAGGUUGGAAACAGCCAUGGCUUUGGCCAGAGUGAACAGAGCCAAGCUGGGCACGGCUAAGAAUUCUCUUGCUUUGGACACAAGCAGGAUGGGCACAGCUGUGGGUUCAGUUGUGCCAGUAACCCCAGACCCAGCCACUGGGAAGACCACACUGGGCAGUGUUAAUAACCUAACCAUAUCAGACGUUGCUACAUGCCUGCUAAUGCCAAGCAGAUCCACAGACCUAGCCCUGGACAACACUAAUGCUGCCAUGGACAGAGCCACAGAGCCUGCCUCACUGGACCUGGCCACAGAAUACAAAGGGCUCCCAGAGACCAGGACGGACGCAGCCAUGUCAGAGCUGGUGCCUGAGCCCAGGCCUAAGCCAGCGGUGCCCAUGAAGCCCAUGAGCAUCAACUCCAACCUGCUGGGCUACAUCGGCAUCGACACCAUCAUCGAGCAGAUGCGCAAGAAGACCAUGAAGACCGGUUUCGACUUCAACAUCAUGGUCGUUGGCCAGAGUGGACUGGGCAAAUCAACGCUGGUCAACACGCUCUUCAAAUCCCAAGUGAGCCGCAAGGCCUCCAGCUGGAACCGGGAGGAGAAGAUCCCCAAGACAGUGGAGAUCAAAGCUAUCGGGCAUGUGAUAGAGGAAGGCGGUGUCAAAAUGAAGCUGACCGUCAUCGACACCCCAGGCUUUGGAGACCAAAUCAACAAUGAAAACUGCUGGGAGCCCAUUGAGAAGUACAUCAAUGAGCAGUACGAGAAGUUCCUGAAGGAGGAGGUCAACAUCGCCAGGAAGAAACGCAUCCCUGACACUCGUGUCCACUGCUGCCUUUACUUCAUCUCUCCCACAGGACACUCCUUGCGACCUCUGGAUCUUGAGUUCAUGAAACACCUCAGCAAGGUUGUGAACAUCAUCCCUGUCAUUGCUAAGGCUGACACCAUGACCCUGGAGGAGAAGUCUGAAUUCAAGCAAAGGGUUCGCAAGGAGCUUGAAGUAAAUGGCAUUGAAUUCUACCCCCAGAAGGAAUUUGAUGAGGAUUUGGAGGAUAAGACGGAGAAUGACAAAAUCAGGCAGGAGAGCAUGCCUUUUGCUGUGGUGGGAAGUGACAAGGAGUACCAAGUGAAUGGCAAGAGGGUCCUCGGCCGAAAAACUCCAUGGGGGAUCAUCGAAGUGGAAAACCUCAACCACUGUGAGUUUGCCCUGCUUCGAGACUUUGUCAUCAGGACCCACCUCCAGGACCUCAAGGAAGUGACACACAACAUCCACUAUGAGACUUACAGGGCCAAGCGGCUCAAUGACAAUGGAGGCCUCCCUCCGGUGAGCGUGGACACAGAGGAAAGCCACGACAGUAACCCAUGACGACCACUUCUCUGUGUCAUCACACAUACCCACUUCACACACACACAUCCCAAAUACCACCACCAACCACCUUCUUCCUCUCAACUCUGUCCCACAGGCCUGUCUGGUAUUUGUGGAGCAUCUUGUCUGUGUGUGUGUGUGUGUGUGUGUGUGUGUGUGUGUGUGUGACAGAGAGAGAGCGAGAGAGCCUGUGUGUGUGCAUGCAGGGGUGAGGUAUUUUCACUGCCCUCCCUGGAGAGUCCCUUGUAAGUUUGGCUCCUCCAUGCCUGUCCAUUAUCUGUCUCCUUUCCUUGUGUCCCAAAACAAAGCUGUUUGCCUCACUCAGGAGAUCUGGGGGAGGUUUCAUUUAAAAGUGCUGGGAGCAGGUGAGCCACAGGCAACUCUUCUCUCGGAACCUGCACACAAACUGGGGCUAUAGAGAUUCUCCAAGGACAGAUGGCAGUGGAGCUAGACCUGAGUAGGGGGCAGGGAGUUCAGGACAACCCUCCUGUAAGUUGGGGGUGGUCUGGGGGUAAGGCUGGGGCUUCCUGGGAAAAGGAAGGCCAUGAGAAGGCAGAGAAGUAGGCCAGAGCUGGGUUCUUGCAGAAAGCAUCAGUGCCUACAAAUGGAGCUCCACCCUUCAGUCUGUGUCGUGUUCAGUGUCACAAAGCUACCACCUGUCACCAGAGCCUACUGCUGCUCUCCACUCAACUGGCCUCUGCUGCCAGGCCACUGCCUGUCUCUGCUUCCGACUUUGUCUUCUUUCUCCCUUUCCCUCCUUCCCUCAUACAUUGCUUUCUCUCCCUCUCCUGCGUGUCUCUGACAUCUCUCACUUCCUUUUAGAUGAAUCUACUUUAGGUUCAUUCCUAUAUUUAGCAUUUAUGCCCAGUCUACUUCCAGAAAUGACUUUAGACUGCCUUUCACAUAAAAUCACAAAACUACAGGACAGUACAAACAGAUUGCCAGAGAAAUCUGGGUCAAAGAAAGGAAUAGGAAAGAAAGUUUCUGUAGUCAAGCACCUGAACAGGCCCUGAGCUCACAGGCAGCCAAUGUAAAGAGGGAAACACAGUGAGUUAUGCAGUUCCCAGUGUCCAGUUAAAGGAAGCACACAUGCUAGUCAUGUGAGACAACCUUUUAUUGGGACAUCAGGUUCUAGAACUAAUUCUAAAGAAGUAUCAGAAACAAUAUACAUAAUUUGUCUUUCUUAGUAAUUUGGCUUCAAAGACAAAUUUUUGACCACACCUCCGUUUUCUCCGUCAGACUUCUCUCCCUUCUAAGCAGGCUUCUCUGUUGCUCCAUUUGCUUCAUACAUACUUGACCUCUCUUUUCUAUUCCCCAUCACUUUUGUGCUGAAGCUAAUCAUAUUUAUGUCUGUCUUUCUCUACUUUUCCCUAAUUCCCUCUCCUCCUGACUCCUGUAGACAUUCCCAAUGAUACCCACCGUCAUACAUUUAGGCUUUUCUUGCCUUUCCCUGAAGCCCUGUAUUUAUUAAUGCAUAUAUUUCCCCUGCUUGUUGUACAAGUAAGUUACUCUUUUCCUUUAAUCUGUAAGAUUCAUGAAAUUCGGGGCCAGGGAAACAGUUUAGCCUUAGGGAAGGGAAAACACUAAGUGAAACUGUUUACAAUAACCUCAUACAACCUUCUGUCCCAUCUCCUGGUUCAGCCUAGGUGUUUCACUGGUCCUCUAUGAAUCCCAGCACUUAUAAUCCCAGUCUUUUAUCACUCAGGUGCUAGGAAAAAAAACAUAGACUCAAGACCCAAGAUUCAAUGGACCAGGAGAAAGGGGGGCGGUGAUCAGGUCACCAGUGACCCCAACCUAUGCUCUCGGUCUUUCCUGGAGGCUGCCAACCCAGCCCUCAUCCUCCCUUGCUCACAAAGUUACAGGGUAGGCACCUGUCAGGACAGAACAGCAGCAGCGCUACAGCCCAGAGGUUAUACAUUUCAACAGAACAGGGAUCCUUGGCUACUGUAGAAGCAGUCCUGUAUGGAGACCUUGGACCAGCAGGGGAAGAUCUAUGGGCAUGGGAGGUGGGCGUUGGAAAGGCUGAGUAGGAAUGGUGCCUGGCACCCCUGAACCAUGAUCUGAGCCUCCCUGGAGAAGGUAUUUUAUAUGUCUGCUGCCAGCUGCUGGUCUCCACACCCUCAACCGUUCUCAACCCCCCUGCAGGGAGAAGGCCUCCUGGGCACUGUCCUUCCACCUGUGCCAGCCACCCCCUGCCCCACUGCUGAAUGAAGGCCAUUUCAAGCGCUGCUUCUCACUCCAUUCCUCUCAGCUGUUAUUGCUGCAGGGCCAAGCCCUUUUUAGUGCUGUGCUCGUCCAGCUCACCACCACAGCCCCUCUCAGCCCUCAGUAGGUGGGAGGGGCCAGCUGCCUCUUUAGGCCAGUUGCAUCCUCCAUUUAUCCAAACCACUCCUCUCCUCCCAGUGGAGUGGGGUUCUGCCAGUACAGCCCUACUGCAUCAUCUGCGUCAGCCGGUCCUAGCCCAUCUGCAGGGUGAAAGAACUCAUCAAGAGCUCCUUCUGCCCUUGUAAGCCCAUCCCAGCUACUUGUAACCAUCUCUAAGGGCAAUGGCAUUGCUCCCUACCCAUUCAUCUGCAUGAGCUACUCUUGGCUUCCUUAAAGGGUCAAGAAAGCAAUUUUUCUGCUUACUAGAUUCAUUGAGAUCAGCUGUGUGAGCCCCAAAGUGGGACAAGGGUGUCUCCUUCAUUACUUAAAGAUAUUCAUGAGGGUGGGUCACUACAGAUGUUGGGGAGCAAGGGCUAGGAUCACUUUUUAAAAAAUCACCACUUGUGGCUGUCCCAGAGUGCGGUUGUACAUCCUCCCCACCUCAUAACGCAGCCACUGAGGAAGAGUGGUUUUCCUAAGAAGACAUUGCUGGAGUUGACUUUCUUCUGUCCAAACAAACAAACAAAAACUAAACACACACACAAACCCCCAGAAACCCACAAUAUGUACACGCUAAGGAAAAACUAGCACCCUUCUGUCCACUCAGCAAUAAGAGGGAUCUCUUCCCACCUACCCUACCUACUCCUACCCCCAACCCCCUUCCCCAUUAAUGUGAGUAAUGAAUUAGCCUGACCACAGGUGGUCACUGUAGGCUAAUGGAAAAUACCCAAGGGAGGGCAAAGCCCCCCAUCAGAUGCAUGAAUGUUUGCGAAUGUUGACUGCCACUGCCCCACACACUGUGUCUUUAUAGAAUUCCCCUUUGCCCACCCUCUUCCUGUCUCCACCUGGACACAACUUGCUCAAAGGCUGGUGACUUGUGGGCCAUUCAUCUACAACCAAGUCCUGAUGGAGCAAGAGGCCCACGCCUAGGGGAUGCAAGAACAACCCGUUUCUUAAAUGUUACCAGUCCCAGCCAAUCUUACGGUGACAUUACAGUUAAAUUUCCCAAUUGAAAACAAGCAAACAGACACUCAAACUGGUCCUGUAAUUGUUGCUAGACUUUAUGUGUUGUACAACUAAACAUUGCUGUUUGAACAGUAA
Messenger RNA from Homo sapiens (human), 6266 nucleotides. RefSeq names its product septin 3 (gene SEPTIN3). The record is from RefSeq and is marked reviewed. The transcript is spliced from 11 exons. The coding region runs from base 255 to 2801 and encodes 848 amino acids. Gene Ontology annotation, molecular function: GTP binding. NCBI's taxonomy places the organism in Eukaryota, Metazoa, Chordata, Mammalia, Primates, Hominidae. Gene Ontology annotation, cellular component: cytoskeleton; synapse; cytoplasm.